GCCCAGGGCACAACGGUUGCAAGAGACUUGAGAAUCGGCCCAAUAAAACAUUCAGUCCGACUCCAACUCAUAGAGAAGGGGACGGGAAGCAGGUUCCCCGUGAACAUGGAGGCAGCGUUGACAGCUCGCGACAGAGUGGGAGUGCAGGACUUUGUGUUGCUCGAUUCCUACACCAGCGAAGAGGCCUUCCUGGACAACCUCCGCAAACGCUUCCGAGAGAACCUCAUCUACACGUACAUCGGCACCCUGCUUGUUUCUGUGAAUCCGUACAAGGAACUGGAUAUAUACACACACAAGAAGAAGGAACUCUACGAAGGAGUCAAUUUCUUUGAACUUCCGCCUCACAUCUACGCCAUUGCUGACAACGCCUACCGGGUAAUGUGUACAGAGUACAACAACCACUUCAUCCUCAUCUCCGGAGAGAGCGGAGCUGGCAAGACAGAGGCCUCGAAGAAGAUCCUGGAAUUCUACGCCAAGACCUGCCAGACCACGGAGCAACUACAAGUGGUGCGUGACCGCCUCCUGCUGUCCAACCCUGUACUGGAGGCGUUUGGAAACGCUAAGACUUUGAAGAACGAUAAUUCCAGCCGCUUUGGAAAAUACAUGGACAUCCAGUUCAGCUUCACGGGGGCUCCUGUGGGGGGCCACAUCCUGAGUUAUCUCCUGGAGAAGUCUCGGGUGGCCCACCAGAACCACAGGGAACGUAACUUCCACAUCUUCUACCAGCUGCUGGAGGGAGGAGACGAUGAGCUGCUUCGCUGGCUAGGCCUGGACCGCAACCCACUGCUCUACCACUACCUCAUCCAGGGUGAAUGUGCCAAAGUGAGUUCCAUCAACGAUAAACUUGACUGGAAAACCGUCCGCAAAGCGUUGUCCGUGAUUGGCUUCACUGACCAUGACAUCGAUAACCUGCUGGAGGUAGUCGCCAGCGUUCUGCACCUGGGCAACAUCCAGUUCAUCGCAGACAACCACGGGCGCGCCAACAUCACCGUGGAUAAGCAAGUCCGCUGGAUCUCCAAGUUGCUGGGUGUCCACGUCUUGGUCCUCCAGGAGGGGCUGACGCACAAGAAGAUCGAGGCGAAAGCGGAAGAGGUUUUGAGUCCCCUGAGUGUUGAACAAGCUUUCUGUGCCCGGGACGCGCUGGCAAAGGCUAUCUACGGGCGAACAUUUACCUGGCUCGUUAACAAGAUUAAUCAAUCACUCGCUAAUCAGGAUGCGACCAGGAAAACUGUGAUCGGACUACUGGAUAUCUAUGGCUUUGAAGUCUUUGAUGUCAACAGUUUCGAGCAGUUCUGUAUUAAUUACUGUAACGAGAAGCUGCAACAACUGCUGAUUGAGUUGACCCUGAAAUCGGAGCAGGAGGAAUAUCAAGUGGAAGGAAUCCAGUGGGAACCAAUCCAAUAUUUCAACAACAAGAUCAUCUGUGACCUCGUGGAACAAAAACACAAAGGAAUUAUCUCCAUCCUGGAUGAAGAAUGCCUGAGACCCGGAGAGGCCACAGAUCUCACCUUCCUGCUUCGUCUGGAGGAGAAAGUGCCCGCUCACCCUCACUUCCUGACACACAAGUUGGCCGAUCAGAAGACAAGGAAGACCAUGUGUAGGGGUGAUUUCAGGCUGCUACACUAUGCAGGAGAUGUCACUUACAAUGUAACAGGGUUUCUGGAUAAAAAUAAUGACCUCUUGUACAGGAAUCUCAAAGAGGUCAUGUGUAGCUCCACUAACUUCAUAGUGAAGGACUGUUUCGUCACGUCCGAACGAGACACAAAGAAAAGGCCUGAGACGGUGGCCACACAAUUCAAGUACAGUUUGGCGGGUCUUAUUGAUAUCUUGAUGUCCAAGGAGCCUUCGUAUGUGCGUUGUGUCAAGCCCAAUGAUGCCAAACAGCCAGGCAGGUUUGACAACGUGUUGGUCAGGCAUCAGGUGAAGUAUCUCGGCCUCAUGGAACACCUGCGUGUGAGGCGGGCUGGAUUCGCCUACCGCAGAAAGUUCGACCCCUUCUUGAAAAGGUAUAAGAUGUUGUGCCCAGACACGUGGCCGAACUGGCACGGACCUGCAUCCGAGGGGGUUGAACGACUGGUGAAGCACAUUGGCUACAAGCAGGAGGAAUACAAGAUGGGAAAAACAAAGAUAUUUAUUCGAUUCCCAAAGACUUUAUUUGCCACCGAAGAUGCGUAUCAAGUCAGCAAGAAUGCCUUGGUUGCCAAGUUGCAGGCCAAAUAUAAAGGCAAACUCCAGAGGGGAGAGUUUCAGAAGCAGAAAAAGGCAGCAAUCAAGAUCGAGACUUGUUGGAGAGGAAUCCAGGCAAGGCAGGAUGCGGGGAAGAGAGCGUGGGCUGUAAAAGUCAUCAAAAAAUUUAUUAAAGGCUUCAUGCUGAGAAAUCAGCCAGUCUGUCCGGAAAAUAAAGAAUACUUGGCCUUCGCUCGAUAUAACUACCUGAUGAACCUCAGGAAAAAGCUGCCAAAGAAUGUUCUGGAUAAAAAAUCAUGGCUCAAGCCUCCUGCCUUUAUGGCUACGACCUCAGAACUACUAAGGAAGUUGCAAAUGCGAACCUUAGUUCGAAAAUACUGCAGGGGGAUCUCAGCCCAGAGAAAACUGCAGAUGCACCAGAAGGGUGUGGCUAGCAUGCUGUUCAAGGGGAAGAAGGAUGGUUAUCUACAGAGUGUGACCAAGCCCUUCAGUGACAGUCGACUGCGUGAGGAGGACAUCAACCCCAAGGCUCUGCAGCUCAUUCGGAACGAGAGAAUUAAGUACGGUGUUCCCGUAAUUAAAUACAACCGAAACGGCUUCAAACCCAGGCCGAGGCAACUCCUCCUGAUGCAGAACAAAGCCUACAUCGUUGAAGAGGACAAACUCAAGCAGAAGAUCGAAUACUCCACCCUCAAAGGUGUCUCCGUCAGUAAUCUGAGCGACGGCGUCUUUGUUAUCCACGUGCCCUGUGAAAACAACAAGCAGAAAGGCGAUGUUAUUCUACAGUGCGACCAUGUCUUUGAGACGGUGACAAAACUCUGCAUGAUGGCCAGCAAGCAGAACAGUUUCAAUAUCGUGCAAGGAAGCCUGAAGUUCACGAUCGAACCCGGGAAGGAAGGUAUCGUCGACUUCACAUCAGGCCACGAGUCGCAGGUGUUCAAGGGGAAGAAUGGACAUCUGAUGGUGAUGACUCCAAGGGUAAAGUCUCGAUAGCCUUCGCUGGCGUUCGUCUCUUCUGUUUCGAAACUCCACGGGCAAUAUAGAUUUGCUGCAAGUCUCGAAGGCGAUCCUCGCUCCCCCCCCCCUCCCUCCCCCCCCCACGCCACGCCACGCCGCCGUGACCCCUUGCUGGAUGUCGUGCGUCAUUCACCAGUACGUUGUGUGUUGUGUCCAUGCGCACGGCCUGCCCACAGUGUAACUCGCCCGUCAACUGCAGCAACAAAGAGGGGCCUGAAAUUGAAAUGGACGGUUGUUUAGUUCAGAG
Molecule: messenger RNA, 3451 nt
Organism: Amblyraja radiata (thorny skate)
Lineage: Eukaryota; Metazoa; Chordata; Chondrichthyes; Rajiformes; Rajidae
Gene: myo1ha
Product: myosin IHa
Exons: 32
Coding region: 106-3180 (1024 amino acids)
Biological process (GO): actin filament organization; endocytosis; actin filament-based movement
Cellular component (GO): microvillus; plasma membrane; myosin complex
Molecular function (GO): actin filament binding; ATP binding; microfilament motor activity
Source: RefSeq, a predicted model, not a curated record